Molecule: messenger RNA, 1209 nt
Organism: Jatropha curcas
Lineage: Eukaryota; Viridiplantae; Streptophyta; Magnoliopsida; Malpighiales; Euphorbiaceae
Product: F-box protein CPR1
Molecular function (GO): protein binding
Source: RefSeq, a predicted model, not a curated record
AUGAAAAGACGAACAACAAAUACAACACUUCCACCGGACUUAAUAAACGAGAUUUUUCUAUGGCUGCCGGUGAAGCCUCUCUUGCGUUUUAGAUGUGUUUCGAAAACAUUGUGCAGCCUGAUUGAUAGCCUAGAUUUCAUCAAGCAGCAUCUGGAGAGAUCGACGGAGACUGAGACAAAUCGCAAACUGAUUAUCCAUGAACACAGACCAUACAAUAUCCCAGGUUGGGAAAGGCCUAAGGAUAUUUAUGCCAUCGAUUUUGAUAAGGAGCCCCAAGAACCAAGAGAGCUCAAUCACCCAUUUAAAGAAAUUAGGAUGCACACAACAAUCUAUGGUUCUUGUAAUGGUUUACUUCUUUUACUCAUAAAGAAGAGACUUGCCAUAUGGAAUCCAUUCACUAGGCAGUGUAAGAAGCUACCUCUUUGUCCUCUUUGUGGAGAAGGACAAAUUUACUGUGCAUUUGGAUUAGGAUAUGAUUAUGCUAGCGAUGACUACAAAGUUGUGAAAAUUUCAGGGAUUGCGAACCUAAAUCGAGUUUGGGUUUUCAGUUUGAAAUCCAAUUCGUGGAGGAUCCUUCCGGAUUUCCCUUACACUGAUUAUUCCAUAUCGAUAUCUUCCUCGGGAGGAUUCUUUGCCAAUAGCGCCUUGCACUGGCUUUUGCUGAAAAAAAUGGACCACAUGGACUACGGCAAUUCGUCAGAGAUGACAAUAGCUUUUGAUCUAGCUAAUGAGACAUUUUGCAUGGUCCUUCAACCUGUGUACAGCCCUCAACCUGUGUUCAUCUAUGAUUCUAAGAUCCAUUUGCAUGUUUUAGAAGGUUGCCUUUGUAUCAGCAAAAUGAAUUAUGCGGAAAGGGACUUUGAACAGUAUGAGUAUGAAAACUUCGUGUUGUAUGUUAGAGAAAAUUAUGGAAUGGGGUUUACUUGGAGAAAAUUAUACACCACUUUGCAAAGGGAGCUUGACCUGCAACCUUUGGCAUACUCAAAGAAGGGGAAUAAGGUUUGGUUAACUUAUAAAUGUUAUUGUAGUGAAAUUAUUUGUUAUGAUCUUCAUGAGAGGAAGACAGACAAAAGGGUCGAGAUUAAUAUUAAUGGUCUCCGACGACGCACGAACCUUUCAGUCGUUUGUUGGGAAAGUCUUGUGGAACUUGGUGAUGGAAGUGAAUUCGAUGGAGAUAUUUCUUGGGAUUCCGAUGAUGAUAGUGAGUGA